Molecule: messenger RNA, 8824 nt
Organism: Orycteropus afer afer
Lineage: Eukaryota; Metazoa; Chordata; Mammalia; Tubulidentata; Orycteropodidae
Gene: ZFHX2
Product: zinc finger homeobox 2
Biological process (GO): brain development; regulation of neuron differentiation; regulation of transcription by RNA polymerase II
Cellular component (GO): nucleus
Molecular function (GO): DNA-binding transcription factor activity, RNA polymerase II-specific; zinc ion binding; RNA polymerase II cis-regulatory region sequence-specific DNA binding
Source: RefSeq, a predicted model, not a curated record
CCUCCAUCUACCAUGGCCACCCUUAGCUCAUCCUCUACCACUGGCACCACCCCCGCCCCUGGGCACGAUGCCCUGUCCCCACCUCCGGACACCUCUUCCUCCCACACCACCUCUGAUUCUGUCACCAAAGAUCCCCCUGUUGUCCCCUCCACCUCUGAGAGCAUGAGGCCCUCAGAGCCAGGGGGGCAGCCCCUAGAGUCAGGCUCUGACCUCAUCCAACCAAAGGAGAUUGAGGAGCCCCAACAAGAGCCUGGCUAUGUUCUUUUCCCACCAAAGGAUCUAGGGGUGGAAGAAGACAAGGAAAAGGAGGAGGAAGAAGGGCUCCCUCCUGUGGACCUAAACAACCACUUAUUCUUCACAUCUGGUGGUGAGGCCUACCUGGUGGCCAAGUUUUCCCUGCCAGGUGGCAGUGAACUCCUAUUACCAAAGGGCUUCCCCUGGGGUGAGGCGGGCAUCAAGCAAGAGCCCAGCCUGCCCCUCCUGGCCCACCCGCCUCCCACACAUCUCACUGCCCUUCACAUCCAACAUGGCUUUGACCCAAUCCAAGGCUUUAGCUCUUCUGACCAAAUUCUGUCCCACAAUACCUCAGCGCCACCUCCGGCCGCCUAUGAGGGAAGGGACGGAGCCUUCUGGAGCUACCAGCUGGCUCCAAACCCACCCGGAGAUCCCAAAGAUGGCUUCAUGGGGAGCAGUGGGGAAGACCACAGGGCACUCUUCUGGCUCUGCCUUCUGUGCCGCCUAGGUUUCAGUAGGCCUCAGGCCUUUGUGGGCCACACACAGUCUCAUGGGGUGAAGCUAACUCCUGCUCAACACCAGGGCCUGCCAUGCAGCCCAGCCAUGCUCCAGGAUGGGGGAGAGGGCUGCAUGGCCCUCAUAAGCUUUCUGGAACCAAAACUCCCUACUUGCCCCCUUUUUGAGAUACCCCUUGACAAUAGCAGCACAGUGAAUGUGGAGGCAAAUGUAGCCCAGACUGAGGAUGGCCCCCCUGAGGGAGAAGUCCAAGCCCAUGUCCUGCCCCAUGAAGAAGUCAUGGCCCUCAGCCCACCUUCUCCACCCACAACCCCAGUCACCUGGGACCCCAGCCCAACCCAAGCCAAAGAACUGCCAAUGGCAGCAGGUGAGGCAGGGCCAGAUUGGUUCCCUGAGGGGCUAGAAGAGGAUGGAGGGCUCUGCCCCCAACUCAACCAAAGCUCACCCACCUCCAAGGAGGGGCCCACUCUCCCCACUCCAGUAGGCUCUCCUGAAGACCCCAAUGACCCACCACAGCCCUACCGCCUGGCUGAUGACUACACCCCAGCCCCUGCAACCUUCCAGGGCCUCAGCCUGUCCAGCCACAUGUCUCUGCUACAUUCACGCAACUCCUGCAAGACACUCAAGUGUCCCAAAUGCAACUGGCACUACAAGUACCAGCAGACCUUGGAUGUGCACAUGCGGGAGAAGCACCCCGAGAGCAACAGUCACUGCAGCUACUGCAGUGCUGGCGGUGCCCAUCCCCGCCUAGCUCGCGGAGAGAGCUACAACUGUGGCUACAAGCCCUACCGCUGCGAUGUCUGCAACUACUCCACUACCACCAAGGGCAACCUUAGCAUCCACAUGCAGUCUGACAAGCACCUGGCCAACCUGCAGGGCUUCCAGGCAGGGCCUGGUGGGCAGGGCAGUCCUCCAGAGGCAUCACUCCCACCCUCUGCAGGGGACAAAGAGCCCAAGACCAAAUCAUCCUGGCAGUGCAAGGUGUGCAGCUAUGAGACAAACAUCUCCCGCAACCUUCGCAUCCAUAUGACCUCUGAGAAGCACAUGCAGAAUGUCCUAAUGCUGCACCAGGGGCUGCCGCUGGGCCUGUCACCUGGGCUGGUAGGGCCAGGCCCUCCUCCCCCCCCAGGGGCUGCCCCCACCAACCCUCCUGAGCUCUUCCAGUACUACGGGCCCCAAGCCCUGGGGCAGCCUCAGACUCCCUUGCCUGGCUCUGGGCUGAGGCCAGAUAAGCCCCUGGAUGCCCAGCUGUUUCUCAAUGGUUUUCACCACCUUGGAGCACCUAGCCGCAAGUUUUCCACAUCUGCCCCUGGCAGCCUUUCCCCGGAUGCCCACCUGCCUGCAAGUCAGCUCCUGGGCUCCUCGCCUGAUGGUCUGCCCACCUCACCACCCCCAGAUGACAGCCCAUCCCUGAAGGUGUUCCGCUGUCUAGUGUGCCAGGCCUUCAGCACUGACAGCCUGGAGCUGCUGCUCUACCACUGCAGUGUGGGCCGUAGUCUCCCAGAAGCUGAAUGGAAGGAAGUCACUGGUGACACCCACCGCUGUAAGCUCUGCUGCUAUGGCACCCAGCUUAAGGCCAACUUCCAGCUCCAUCUCAAGACAGACAAACACGCCCAGAAGUACCAGCUGGCUGCCCACCUGCGAGAGGGUGGUGGAGCCAUGGGCACUCCCUUACCAAUGCCCCUGGGAGAUGGAGCUCCUUAUGGAUCUGUCUCCCCCCUGCACCUGCGCUGCAACAUCUGUGACUUUGAGUCCAACAGCAAAGAGAAGAUGCAGCUGCACGCCCGGGGUGCAGCCCAUGAAGAGAACAGCCAGAUCUAUAAGUUUCUGCUGGAGAUGGAGGGAGCAGAAGCAGGGGCUGAGCUGGGGCUCUACCACUGCCUGCUGUGUGCAUGGGAGACACCCUCCCGCUUGGCUGUGUUGCAACAUCUCCGUGCACCUGCUCACCGCGAUGCCCAGGCCCAGAGGCGUCUGCAGCUGCUACAGAAUGGCCCAGCAGCUGAGGAAGGACUCACAGCUCUUCAGAGCAUCCUGAGCUUCAGCCAUGGGCAGCUUCGGACUCCCGGAAAGGCUUCUGUCACCCCCUUAGCUGAGCCACCCACCCCCGAGAAAGAUGCCCAGAAGAAGACAGAACAAUUGGCUUCCGAAGAUGCAGAGAACAAGACUGGCCCUUCGGGAGACAGUGCCAACCAGACCACGGUAUACUGCUGUCCAUACUGCAGCUUCAUGAGCCCAGAGUCCGACCAGGUGAGGGCUCAUACAAUCUCCCAGCAUGCAGUGCAGCCCAAGUACAGAUGCCCACUGUGCCAGGAGCAGCUAGUGGGCCGGCCUGCCCUGCACUUCCACCUUAGCCAUCUUCACAACGUGGUACCUGAGUGUGUUGAGAAGCUGCUGCUUGUGGCCACAACUGUAGAAAUGACCUUUAUGACCAAAGUGCUGCAUGGGUCCAAUCUGCAUGUGGAGGAAGGCCCAGAGCCCCUCAUUCCCAGGCCAGAGCCUUCACCCAGCAGAGACCAGGCUUCAGAAGGCCCUAACCUGACCCCAGAAGCCAGUCCAGAUCCUCUUCCUGAGCUUCUCCCACCCUCAGCUGAGGCUCCAAACAAGCCCAUGGGAAGCCCUGACCAACCCCCUUCUCCAGCCCCAUCUCCAAUCCCCCCGCCUGAUACCCAAGCUGAAGAAAUGGCUCCUCCACCCACAAUGGCUGAGGAGGAAGAGGGGACCGUUGGGGAGACUCGCCCUACAGAGCCAGUUCCAGCUGAUUCUCGCCAUCCUCUGACCUAUCGGAAGACCACCAACUUUGCUCUGGACAAGUUUCUGGACCCUGCCCGGCCAUAUAAGUGCACUGUGUGUAAGGAGUCCUUUACCCAGAAGAAUAUUCUCCUAGUUCAUUAUAAUUCUGUCUCCCACCUUCAUAAGAUGAAGAAGGCUGCCAUUGAUCCCUCCGCCCCUACCCGGGGAGAGGCUGGUGCCCCACCUACCACCACUAUUGCCACAGACAAACCCUUUAAAUGCACAGUCUGCAGAGUCUCCUACAACCAGAGCUCCACAUUGGAGAUCCACAUGCGGUCAGUUCUGCAUCAGACUCGCUCUAGGGGGGCCAAGACUGACGCCAAGGCUGAGGGGCCGGAGCGCAGCCAAGAAGAGCCCAAAGAAGGCGAGACCGAGGGGGAGGUGGGCGCUGAGAAGAAGUUCCCUGACUCCAGUAGCUUCAUAUCUGGACUGCCCUUCCUGUCCCCUCCACCCCCUCCUUUGGACCUCCACCGAUUUCCAGCCCCCCUCUUCACCCCACCAGUCCUGCCCCCCUUCCCUUUGGUACCCGAGUCACUGCUUAAGCUCCAGCAGCAGCAGCUUCUCCUGCCCUUCUACCUCCAUGACCUCAAGGUGGCGCCCAAACUAGCACUGGCUGGGCCUGCACCCUUGCUGUCCCUGCCAGCUGCCACCCCUCCACCCCCACCCCCACCCCCCAAGGCUAAGCUGGCUGAGAGGGAGUGGGAGGGGCCCCCCAUGACUGAAGAGGGGAGUGAGGCAGGGCCCGCCUCACCACCCCACCCAACACCCAAUGAGGCAGCCCGCACUGCAGCCAAAGCUCUUCUAGAAAACUUUGGCUUUGAGCUUGUGAUCCAGUACAAUGAAGGGAAGCAGGCUGUGCCCCCUCCCCCAACCCCACCCCCUCCAGAGGCCCUGGGGGGUGGGGACAAGCUAGCCUGUGGGGCCUGUGGGAAGCUCUUCUCCAAUAUGCUUAUCCUCAAGACCCACGAAGAACAUGUCCACCGCCGUUUCCUGCCCUUUGAGGCCCUGAGUCGGUAUGCUGCUCAAUUUCGAAAGAGCUAUGAUAGCCUAUACCCACCCCCUGCAGAGCCCUCCAAAUCUGAAGGGCCUCUGGACUCGCCUGCUCCCCAACUAGGCCCACCCUUCUUGGUCCCAGAGCCUGAGGCAGGCGGAACCCGUCCCUCUGAGGAGCGAAGCCGGGCAGGAGGGCACUGGCCCCCAGAGGAGGAAGAAAGCUCCAGAGGGAAUUUUCCUCCCCUGGUACCUGCAGGCCGCCGGUUCUCCAGAACCAAGUUCACAGAGUUCCAAACCCAAGCCCUGCAGUCUUUCUUUGAGACCAGUGCCUACCCCAAGGAUGGAGAGGUGGAGCGGCUUGCAAGUCUUUUGGGCCUAGCUAGCCGUGUGGUGGUAGUAUGGUUCCAGAAUGCUCGCCAGAAAGCACGCAAAAAUGCCAGCGAGGGUGGGCCUGUGCCACCUGGAGGAGGAACUGGGGGGACCUCUGGCUGCAGGCGCUGCCACACAACCUUCUCCUGUGUUUUUGAGUUGGUGCGGCACCUCAAGAAAUGUUAUGAUGACCAGCCCCCUGAAGAGGAAGAAGAAACAGAGAGAGGGGAAGAGGAGGAAGAAGAGGUGGAGGAGGAAGAAACAGAGGAGGAACAGGGCCUUGAACCACCAGCAGGGCCUGAGGGUCCAUUGCCAGAACCUCCAGACAGAGAGGAGCUGAGCGAAACAGAGGCAGCAAAGCCAGGAGGCAGAGAGCCUGAAGGGAAGGCUCCUCCCUCCCCUGCCCCAGCCCACAGCUGUGACCAGUGCAACAUGUCAUUCCCCAGCCAGGACCUCCUGACCGGACACAGAAGACUACAUUUCCUGUCAUCUGUGCAGCCCAGUACUGCCUCACACCUCUUAGAUCUGCCCUUACUUGUGUUUGGGGAGCGUAAUCCCCUAGUGGCAGGUACUCCACCAGUGCCCGGGCCACUCCUCAAACGAAAGCACGAGGAUGGCAGCCUGUCCCCCACAGGCAGUGAAGCUGGGGGUGGAGGGGAGGGCGAGCCCCCCAGGGAUAAGCGUCUUCGCACCACCAUCCUGCCUGAGCAGCUGGAGAUCCUGUACCGUUGGUACAUGCAGGACUCCAACCCAACACGCAAGAUGCUUGACUGCAUCUCAGAGGAGGUGGGGCUCAAAAAACGAGUGGUACAGGUCUGGUUCCAGAAUACCAGGGCCAGGGAGAGAAAAGGCCAAUUUCGAAGCACCCCUGGGGGGGUGCCCAGUCCAGCAGUCAAACCCCCUGUCACACCCACUCCAGCACCCUUCCCCAAGUUCAAUCUCUUGUUGGGCAAGGUGGAUGAUGGGGUUGGGAGGGAGGUCCCCAAAAGGGAAGGGCCUGCUUUUCCCUAUCCCCCUGUCACCUCUGUUGCUGGGCCCUUGCCUUUUCUACCACUGGGGAAAGAAGCCAGCACCCCAGCACCAGAGCCACCUCUACCUCUUCUACCUCCCCCUCCACCCAGUGAAGAUGAGGGCCCCGAGGAACUGUCUAAAGUGUCUCCAGAGAGUGAGGCAUGCAGUCCAUCUGCAGGGGAUCUAAGCGAUUCGUCUGCUUCCAGCCUGGCUGAACCAGAGUCCCCUGGGGCUGGCGGUAGCAGUGGGGGAGCAGGAGGUGGGGCCGGGGUUCCAGAUGGAAUGGGGCAGCGGCGCUACAGGACCCAGAUGAGCAGCCUACAGUUGAAGAUCAUGAAGGCCUGCUACGAAGCCUACCGCACCCCCACCAUGCAGGAGUGUGAGGUGCUGGGGGAGGAGAUUGGGCUGCCCAAGAGAGUCAUCCAGGUCUGGUUCCAGAAUGCUCGUGCCAAGGAAAAGAAGGCCAAAUUGCAGGGGGCAGCAGUUGGGGGGCCUGGGAGCAGCACUGAGGGCCCCUUGGGAGCCCAGCGCACCGACUGCCCAUAUUGUGAUGUCAAAUAUGAUUUCUAUGUCUCCUGCCGAGGCCAUCUCUUUUCCCGCCAGCACCUGGCCAAGCUCAAGGAGGCAGUCCGAGCACAGCUAAAGAGCGAAAGCAAGUGCUAUGACUUGGCCCCAGCACCUGAGGCCCCCCCAGCAACCAAGGCCCCGCCAACCACCACACCUGCUGCUUUGCCGCUCGGGGCUGCCCCAGCCCUGCCUCGCCUGGCCCCAGUCCUCUUGUCCGGCCCAGCUCUGACUCAGUCCCCACUGAGCAGCUUAGCUCCUUUCAAUUCAGGCCCUGCAGCCUCCCCAGGCCUCCUUGGCCUCGCCACUUCUGUCCUGCCUGCUACCACAGUGGUCCAGACGGCUGGCCCAGGCCGCCCCUUACCUCAGAGACCCAUGCCCGACCAAACCAACACCUCCACAGCAGGCACCACUGACCCUGUCCCAGGCCCGCCAACUGAGCCCUCAGGGGACAAGGUCUCUGGUGAGCGAAAGCCAGUUGCAGCCCCCACCAACUCCUCCACCGAUGCCCUCAAGAACCUCAAAGCAUUGAAGGCCACUGUCCCAGCUCUGUUGGGGAGCCAAUUUCUGCCCUUCCCACUGCCUCCUGCAGGGGGAGCAGCACCUCCAGCUGUCUUUGGCCCCCAGUUACAGGGGGCCUACUUCCAACAGCUCUACGGCAUGAAGAAGGGGCUAUUUCCCAUGAACCCUGUGAUACCUCAGACCCUCAUUGGGCUGCUCCCCAAUGCCCUUCUCCAGCCACCCCCCCAGGUCCCUGAGGCCACAGCCACAGCACCUCCAAAGCCACCUGAACUGCCCUCUCCAGGGGAGGGGGAGGCUGGGGAUGCUGAUGAGCUGCUGACUGGCAGCACUGGCAUUUCCACUGUGGAUGUGACCCACCGCUACCUGUGCCGCCAGUGCAAGAUGGCAUUUGACGGGGAGGCCCCAGCCACUGCCCACCAGAGAUCCUUCUGCUUCUUCGGGCGGGGCCCCGGGGGUUCCAUACCCCCUCCACUGCGGGUGCCCAUCUGCACCUACCACUGCCUGGCAUGUGAGGUGCUGCUGAGUGGGCGUGAAGCCCUAGCCUCCCACCUGCGCUCCUCGGCCCACAGGCGCAAGGCGGCCCCACCCCCAGGGGGCCCACCCAUCACUGUCACCAACGCCGCCACUGCUGCCACGGCUGCUGUGGCUUUUGCCAAAGAGGAAGCAAGAUUACCUCACACGGACUCCAACCCAAAAACUACUACUACCUCUACACUUCUAGCUUUAUAAACAGAUAAACCAAGAUUGGGGGGGGGGCAGAGGGAAGGGACUUAGAGCUCCCUCUCUUAACCCAAGAGGUGUUUAGUGGGAACUCCAAUCUCUCACUCCAGCCCUCGGCUCCGCCCACCUUAUGGGAAUCUUUCCAUUCCCACCCUCAGUGGGCUUCACACACCCCACCUCCAGCAGAGUCCUGCCUCCUCCCCCACCCCCACAGAGACACUAGAAUCCUCAACUCCUUGCAGAUACACUUCUUGCCCUGUAUCUUCAUAGAUACACACCCACAGUGUCAUCCCAAUUCAUACAUGUCUGCCUUGCCCACCCCACCACAUAGCUACCAUUGGUUCUAUCUUCCUACAACCUUUCUCCAUUGAAUUACCAGAACCUCCACAUUUCCUGUGUAAACACAUACAUGCACACAUACAUGCAUAUACAUGUUAGCCCAUGCUGUUCCGACUGAGAAACACCAAAAAAAAGAAGAAGAAGAAAAAAAAAGAACAAGACAAAGAAGGGGGAAGGAAAAGAACCCUUGCCACUCCCCUUUCCCUUCCCUACCCCCUUGUCUAGAGCACCAUACUGCUCACAAACUUUUUCCAAAUACCCAGUUAGUUGGCUCCUAAAGUUGGAGCCUGGGAUGGGCAGGGAGCCCACAAAACUCUAACCAAACUGGAGGUUGGCAGAAGCUCCCAGCUCACUCUCCUUACCCUACCCCCUCCCUCCUAACCCUCUCCUGCCUGGGAGCCACUGGGAGCCCCUGCGGCCUGGAGGCCUGGAGGCCUGGACUCUCGGGGAAGCCGCUGCCAGUAACCCCUCUGCUAACCCCCACCCUGCACCCUGGGAAUUGCAGUAACUUAUUCUCAAAGGCUUUAAAACACAGAGAUCCUCUCAGCAGCCGUGGGCCUGCCUCUUGUCCCAGCCCUGCCAAGUGGGGGUCCAGCCUCCAGGGACCAGUGCUGCCCACCAACGGCAAAUCCAAAGUUCUUAAAAAAAAAAAAAAGAUAAAGAAACACACACAACCAAAAAAAAUGAGAGUGUGAGAGAGCGCACCCAUGCGCACAAGAGAACUAGACCAGAGGAAUGAACUAAAGAAAAACAUAAACUUGGAAAA